ACCGGAAGCGCCGCGUGUGUACGGAAGCGAAGGGGGCGCGGCUCCCCCGCCGCUGAUAGGGCGUUCCGCCGGGCGGCGUCUGACGUCACGGCGCCCGAGUUGCCGCCCUCCGUAGCCGCGCAACUGCUCCGGGGCCUGGGCAAGAUGGAGAGCGCCAGCCAGGAUAUCAACCUUAACUCUCCCAACAAAGGUCUGCUGUCGGAUACGAUGACGGAUGUCCCCGUGGAUAACGCCAACGCGGCAGCCGCUCCUCCGAGACCCCCUUCCUACAAUGGGCUCACCGAAGCGGAGGAAGAGGAGUUGAGAGCCGAGUUAGUCAAGGUGGAGGAAGAAAUCGGCACCCUGCGCCAGGUCCUGGCUGCCAAAGAGAGACACUGCGGAGAGCUGAAGAGAAAGCUGGGCCUGACCCCUUUGGAUGGGCUGAAGCAAAACCUCUCGAAGAGCUGGCACGACGUCCAAGUCUCCAACGCAUACGUUUCGGCCAGCAGCACCCUGGAGGACUGGAAUGAGAAAUUAACCCAAUCAGAAGCCUACAAGAAGACGCAGGAGACGCUGUCGCAGGCAGGCCAGAAGACUUCAGCCGCCCUUUCCAACGUGGGUUCCGUCAUCAGCCGGAAACUGGGAGACAUGAGGAACUCUGCAACCUUCAAGUCCUUUGAAGACCGCGUUGGCACCAUUAAGUCCAAAGUGGUGGGCAGCAGAGAGAACAGCGCCGAUGAGCUCCACUCCCCCUCGGCCUCCAGCGACAAGCCGCCUCAGGACAACGCGCCAUUCUAAGGCUCCCGCCCAGCGGUGCCCGACUGCCAGAGCCCUGCCCCCUCUCGCUCUUCUCAACACGCAAAACAAACGGAAAAAAAAAAGCAGGUGCCCCUUGGAAAAGAGAGAUCCACACGUCUCCCGUCGACAUUUCCUCGCUGCUGGAUUCUUCGGGUUCAGUCGGGCGAACACCCCGGCGCGUUUUUCGCACACUGUACGUUUGACACUAAAAAAGGGGCUCUGGGUAGAACGCACUGCGGGCGGCUCUCCUAAAAAAGUAUAGCAGCACAGCAUUGUGGGGAUUCUGCACGGGUGUUUCGGCCUCAGAGGCCUGCUUCGUUCUCCUCCCGCCCCUUUCUCCGCCCCCCUCCACGAGCAGGCCAGAUUUUAUUUCGUUAGGUGAUGUGAAAAACCUAGCCAUGGAAUGCGGGAGCCGAACAAGAGGUGCAGGGACUCUGCUCUCGGGGCCCCGUUCUGCGUCGCUAACGGGCUUCUAGCCGUUAAGGGCUCCUCCAGUGUGGGGAGCCGUCAGGAAAACUUACGAGGUUUUCAGUCUCCGUUUAAGAUAGAAGCAUCUAACUUGGGGGUGGGGGAAUAGGUAGGUAGAAGACAAGCUUUUUCUCCGGGGCUUCCAGAAAGGGAAACCUCCGCUCAGCAACUGCCCGAAGCCUUUGCUACAUCGAUUUUCUCUAGCUUUAACGAAUCUCAAGAAUCUUUAUUUUUUUGGGAAUGCAGUGGACUUUUCCCGACACACCAGCUUUAGCAUCCUUAUUUUUUUGCGGGGGUGGGGGGAGGGAGGGGAGCGGGGCGGCAGAUCUACCUUUCGGACGCCGAAGCUGACGACGCGCGCCUUACAUCACCGCCUGCUUUACUUGUUUAUAAUCUUUUUAUAUCUCCAGAGUGUGAAGAAUUUUUGUGGGGGAGGGGGGUGCCGAAGCGCUGGAGUUCUGCAUCCAACCGUAGUAGCAGCAUGCAGAUGUGCCGGGUCUCGUGUUCAUUUUUGGUCGCGCACACGCCUGCUCCAUCUGUGUCUCUCUCUCCUCCUCCCUCUCCCCCCCUCUUUCUCCCCUCUCCCCCACCCCUCUCCCUCGCUCUCUCCCCCUCCCUCUCUCUCACCCUCGCUCUCUCCCCUCCCUCUCCUUCCCACUGACCCUCCCUCUUUCCUUUCCUCUCCCUCUCUCUCUCCCCCUUCUCCCCCUCCCUCUGCCCUUCCCUCUCCCCUCCUCCCUCCCUCUCCCCCUUUCUCUCCUCCCCCCUCUGCCCCUCCUCUCCUUUUCUCUCCCUCUCUCUCUCCCCCUUCUGCCCCUCCCUCCCUCCUCCGCCCUCCCUCUCCCCCUCCCUCCCUCUCAUCCUCUUUCUCUCCCCCCACCCUCUCUCUCUCCCUCCAUCUUCCCCUCCCUCCCCCUCCUCCCUCUCCCUCUCUCUCUCUCUCCCACCUGUGGAGUUUGCUUCUCCAGCUGUCCCUUUAGGCGCUGAUCUGAUUAGCGAGGGACGCAUUUAGCAGGGCGCAUCCGUUCCCAGAACAGGGAGAUCCGUCCUCUCCUUUCCCCUCGGAUCCAUCCUUCCGCCAGGAGCCCGAUAAAAUUUAUUCGCCCGUUUUAACGUGGCCACCUUUCCCCACUUUCGGUUUGCAGCGGUCCCAGUUACCAGUGUUCCCCUCCCCCCCCUCCUCGCCAGCUGUGCUCAGGAGCCCCAUAGUGUUUCGGAAAGGCCACGUGGCUUUCCGUUGCCCCGACCUCAGUCAUAAGGCGGAGGUGCCUCUCCCGUGAUUUCUCCCGACCUUUUCAGGUGCCUUAGAGGCUCAACGGGACCGCUGCAGCACCCGGAAAACAUAUCAGUCGAAGCCGUUUCAAGGCUGCCGCCCCUCCCCAACAGAAGGCUUUCGGCCCCCUCCCCCUCCCUCCAAGCUUGGAGAAAAGCAAGUUUGGACACUUAGAUGUCGAUGGUAGAACUUGCCCCCCGUCUUCCAUCCGUGCAGAUGGAAACUUUAGCGUGAGGAUGUAGCAGCUCGAGGGGAAAACCAGCCGGGGUUGUGUCAUUUGCCAGAGUUUGGUUUUUUUUGUUGGGGGUGGGGAUAAAAUAGUCAUCUGUGCUGGAAAGGGAGGGAACAACACUAGUGGGACAGGAAACUGCUGGAAGAGAGAGAGAGAGAGAGACUGUACUGUGCUCUUCUGUACUGGUGACUGAUGGGGAAAACUUUGUCAAUAAAACAUUCCUUUUGGAAAAGCA
Heteronotia binoei (common prickly gecko) is the source of this 2985-nucleotide messenger RNA. It is a transcript of the gene TPD52L2, whose product is annotated as TPD52 like 2. Gene Ontology annotation, cellular component: cytoplasm. The coding region runs from base 145 to 777 and encodes 210 amino acids. The transcript is spliced from 7 exons. The record is from RefSeq and is a predicted model, not a curated record. NCBI's taxonomy places the organism in Eukaryota, Metazoa, Chordata, Lepidosauria, Squamata, Gekkonidae.